AUGGCAACCUCGUGUCCGGAUGAUUCCUUCGGUCCGUGGGCCGGAUCGACCUGUCGUGGCGGUUUCGACUUCACCCUGCUGUUCGAGGAAUCCAUUCUCUCCAUCCUCGUCUCUUCGCUUUUCCUCCUCGUUGCUCCAUUGUCCAUCCUGAGACUUGUUCGCGAGCCGAUCAAGGUCAAGCCUAGUCUAUUGCAGUGGGGGAAACAGAUCACCUCGAUAUGCUUCGUCGGCCUCAGCGCUGCCCUCGCCGGCCUCUGGGCCAACAACUCCGCGGCGCCGCUCACGAGCACGCGCGCAACAUUGCCCAGCGUCGUCCUGACAUUCGUCGUCUCUCUCAUCUACGUGCCCCUGUCCAUCCUCGAGCACCGAUCCGACAUCCGACCCUCCCCCCUCCUAUGCUUCUAUCUCGCCCUCACCGUCCUCUUCGACGUCGCCCGCGCCCGCACUCUCUUCCUCUUUGACGAUGACACCCGGAGCCCAGUUCCGGCCGUCUUUGCCGCCAGCCUGUCCCUGCGCGUUGUCAUGCUUCUCCUCGAGUCGACCGAGAAGCGAUCCAUCCUGCUCGACGAGCAUCGUCACGUCGCACCCGAAAGCGUCGCCGGACCCUUCAACCGGGGCGUCUUCUACUGGCUAACUCCUCUCUUCCUCGCUGGCUAUCGCAAGAUCUUGGGGCCUCGGGAUUUGUACGCUCUUGACGACGAGUUGAAGUCGGAAACACUGGCCAAAAUCAUGUCCGACGCCUGGGAAAAGGUCCCGGACAAGACCGUCCCCGGUGCGCUGUGCGGCGCCUGGUUCGGCGCCUUUUCCGACGCCGUCAUGAUGCCCGUCAUUCCCCGCCUGUUUCAGAUCGCCUUCACCUACGCCCAGCCUUUUCUCGUCACGGCCGCCAUUGACCUCGCCGCGACGCCCCAGACGCAGCCUUACAACAACAGGGGCUAUGGCUUGAUCGGCGCCUACGUUCUUGUGUACACCGGCAUUGCCGUGUCCAUGGGUCAAUACGAAUGGCGCAACUAUCGAGCGGCGACGAUGAUGCGCGGCAGCGUCAUUCCUCUCAUCUACCAGAAGGCUCUGCUCAUCGACACGUCGGCCUCGUCCACCUUCAACCCGACUGCCGCCUUGACGCUCGUGAGCACCGACAUCGAAACCAUCACCCAGGGUCUCGUUCAGUUCCACGAGACCUGGAGCAAUCUUCUCGAGAUUGGGCUGGCCAUCUACCUUCUCGAGCGCCAGCUGGGUGCCGCCUGCGUCAUGGGAGUUGGCUUUGCUCUCGUGGUCAUGAUCGGCACCAUAUUCCUCGCGAUACCGACCGGCCGCCAUCAAGCCGCCUGGAUCGAGGCCUCGCAAAUUCGUGUCACCGCCACCGCCAGGGCACUGGGUAGCAUCAAGUGGCUGAAAAUCUCGGGCCUCGGCGAUGUCGCGUUUUCCGUCAUUCGCAGUCUGCGCAAGCGGGAGUUGGUUGUCUCCGAGAGGUUCCGUUACCUGCUCGGAGGGUCGCUCAUCCUCUCCAUCUGCACGCCCAUCCUCGGCCCUCUCCUUACAUUUUCCACCUUUGCUGGCAUCGCCGUUCACGGUAAUGGAACUACGCUCACCAUCGCCAAGGUCUUCACCGCUCUCUCCAUCAUCGUCCUCCUCAACGGUCCAUUGGCCAAGCUGGUGGCUGCUCUGCCGCAAAUCGCUGGUGGGCUCGCUUCGUGCCAGCGUAUUCAGGACCAUCUCAACUCCGAAGAAAGAAAGGAUACCCGACUCUUCGCCGAUCAUGGCGCCCAGUUCCGGACCAAGGACAUGUUGGACGACGCAGGCUCCGAACACCCGGCUGCCGUUCGAGUCGACUCGGCCGAAACGGAAGCCAAGCCUGGCAGUGUGGCUAAUGUGAUGCUAGAGCCUGAAAUCAUUGCCUCCAUCGGUGGCAAGUUCUCUUGGCACAAAUCACCGGCCGCGGCGGAGGAGCCUGCCGCGGGGAGGGACGAUGAUGCCGACGCAGAAGGAGCUGUGGGGGAGGCGGAAAAGGUCGACGUCCCCGUCAUCGACAUUUCCCCCCCUCUCGAUAUACCUCGCCGCGCACUCACGCUGAUUUUGGGUCCAGUUGGCUGUGGCAAGUCGACUCUCCUGAAAGCCUUCCUGGGCGAGCUCUCGGCGUUCGAGGGAACCAUCAAGACUCAGUUCUCGGGUGCCGUCACGUUCUGCGACCAGAACCCAUGGUUACCGAACGAGACUGUCCGCGAAAUCAUAUGCGGCAGGCAAGAUGGCAGCAACGGCGAGGAGGAGGCCGUCGAUGAUGAGUGGUAUCGCGUCGUGGUGAGGGCGUGCGAGCUGGAGCGUGAUGUGCAAAUUUGGCCCCAGGGCGACAAGACGCCUGUGGGAACCAAAGGUAUCUCCAUGAGUGGAGGACAGAAGCAGCGCUUGUCCAUUGCGCGUGCCAUCUACGCACGUCGGGAGCUCCUCAUCCUGGACGACGUAUUCAGCGGUCUCGACGCCAACACGGAGGAUCUGGUUUUUGAUAACCUGUUGGGUGAAAAUGGCCUCCUUCGCAAGGCAAACAUAACUGUCAUAGUGGCCACUUCCGACGUCCGCCGCGUGCCGUUCGCAGACAAAAUCGUUGUGCUUAACGAGCAUGGCCAGCUGCGGUUCGCUGGCUUGCCUGCCGAGCUCAAGCAGGCAACAGAUCUUGACUGGGCCGUCGGCGAGAUAUACUCCAGGGGCGCACCUGACAGCAAGCCCGGCGCAAAAAGGUCGAAAGGCAACGCAGAUGCGAAGGAGGAUGGUCGGCGCCCGGCCGUAACCAACACCGCUUCGGCGCUGCAGGAAGCUGUGGACAUGGUGGAGAUUCAAGCCAACUCUGCCCGGCAGGUUGGUGACUCGGCCGUCUACGGAUUCUACGCCAAGUCGGCUGGCUGGUUCACCAUGACCAGCUUCAUUAUUUCUAUUUGCAUAUUCGCCUUCUGCGACUCUUUUCCUAGCGUCUGGCUCAAAUGGUGGGCCGAAGCGAAUCUGAGGGAGCCAAACGCGAACCUGGGCAAAUGGCUCGGUGUUUAUGCUGUGCUUGGCAUCGGUGCUGUUUGCGCAUGCCUGUUCGGCACUUGGCAGUUGUUCAUCAUCACCAUCAACCGAUCUGGCUUGUACUUUCACAACUUGCUGGUAGACACAGUUUCGCGAGCACCCAUGUCGUUCCACACAACCACGGAUAGCGGCAUCACGGUCAACAGGUUCAGCCAGGAUCUCCAGCUGAUCGAUAUGGAGCUCCCUGCUGCGGCCCUUGGCGUGGUCAUUGCCCUGUCUUUUGGCAUUGCUCAAUUCAUCUUGGUCUGCGUCUCGUCAAGAUACAUGGCCGCGCUUCUGCCCUUCCUGCUGGCGGCCCUGUAUGCCCUGCAGCACUUUUACCUGAGAACUGCGCGACAACUGCGUCUGCUCGACAUUGAAUACAAAGCACCUCUCUACACGCAGCUCAUGGAGACGAUCACAGGCAUCGUGACUAUUCGCGCCUUCCGCUGGGAAUCGCGGUCAACCGAAAAGGCGAUGCAAAUUCUUGACACUUCGCAGCAACCAAGCUAUCUGCUCUAUUGCGUGCAGCGAUGGAUCACUUUUGCCGUCAACAUCGUCAUCAUGCUGCUCGCGGUAAUUCUCAUCGUCCUUACCACGACUCUUCGCGAGGCUAUUGGCCCAGGAUACGUCGGCAUCGCCUUGAGCAACAUUCUCGCCUUCAGCGCUACCAUGCAGGGAACCAUUACAAGCUGGGUAACACUGGAGAUAGCGCUUGGUGCGGUGGCCAGGAUCAGGGCCUUUGAAAUGCAGGUGAAGAGCGAGGAUGACGAAGCUUCGGAGCGCCUCCUCGAGAGUGGGCGUGAUUCUCACCUCAUGGAGCCGCCCACCGAUAGUGCGGGUCGUCAGUGGCCGAGUAGGGGGCAAAUUGAGCUGCAAGAUGUGACUUGCUCGUAUCCCUCUUCCGGCCGUGUUCUUCACGACAUCACCAUGACGAUAGAGCCGGGGCAGAUGGUUGCCAUCUGUGGCCGGACCGGAAGUGGAAAGUCGUCUUUGUUUCUCAGCCUCCUUGGACUCAUUGAGCAGGAUACCGGCACCAUCCUGGUGGACGGAAUCGACAUUGCCACGAUGCCCCGAGAAUAUGUGCGCACUCAUCUCGUCGCCGUUCCCCAAGAGGCCUACAUCAUCGAUGGAACCGUGCGCCUCAACGCAGAUCCGCAUCGCAGCAAGGAUACGUUGGGGAGUGAGAGCAUCUCGGAGGAGCGCGACCAAGAGAUCAUUCGAGUUCUCGAACGAGUCGGCCUGUGGGAAAAGAUUAAGUCUCGCGGUGGUCUGAAUACAAUCAUCGAUGACAAGUUUCUCUCCCAGGGACAAGCGCAACUUUUGGUACUCGCACGAGCGAUGUUGCGACAGGACGAGAGUCGGGUCUUGCUUCUAGACGAAGCCACGAGCAGUCUGGAUGAGUCAACAAGCGCCCUCAUCGACGAAGUUGUUCGGACCUGGUUUCACGACUGGACCGUCCUCGCCAUUGCGCAUAAGCUGGAUUCCAUUCUCGACUACGACAAGGUUGCCGUGCUGGAUGCCGGUCGUCUAGUUGAGUUUGACGCACCGCGGAAGCUGCUCAGCCGGGAGGAUUCCGUGUUUCGGGAAUUGUACCUCUUGUCGACCAACUCAUCAUCGGUACCCGCCUCCAUCCUGGGUGAGGGAAAAUAG
Drechmeria coniospora is the source of this 4689-nucleotide messenger RNA. RefSeq names its product ABC transporter. Gene Ontology annotation, molecular function: ATP hydrolysis activity; ABC-type transporter activity; ATP binding. NCBI's taxonomy places the organism in Eukaryota, Fungi, Ascomycota, Sordariomycetes, Hypocreales, Ophiocordycipitaceae. The transcript is spliced from 15 exons. Bases 1 to 4689 code for a protein of 1562 amino acids. Gene Ontology annotation, cellular component: membrane. Gene Ontology annotation, biological process: transmembrane transport. The record is from RefSeq and is a predicted model, not a curated record.